AGAGUCGUGGAGUCUAGCUAUGUGUUGAUGUUAUUGACACAUCUUUAUGGCUUGGCCUUAACGUAGCUCGCUCAGUGCCAGAGAGGUUGAAGCCAAAGAAGUUGCAAUGUCUCCAGAAUGUUGAAUAGACUUUCCUGUUUCACCAAUCAUCAGAGGUUCAGACAUAAGGAAUCGGCCAUUAUCACCAAACAGUAAGAUCAGUGUGCCAAGGAUGCCCAGUACUGUCCAGUGUAGUCUGACUUGGUAUUACCUCCAAGUGUGAGGCAGAAUUCCCCUUGAGAUUACAACAUGUUGCUUGCACAGUAUUUUGGAUCUUAGACUUCACCACUAGCAAGCCAUUAUUAUCGCCGCGGUUAUAAUGUAGCCCAAUACAGGAACACGUUUUUAUGUAGGAUUGAACAUAAGCUGAUAGAUGCAUGAUGAAUCGACCUCACUCAAAUAAUUGCAAUAAUAUUGUUGUCACAGAGGCACAGUUCGACACCCACCCUUCUCAGUUUCUGCAUAAAGUCAUGUCCAAUGGAAGCCCUGAGAAUUCUGAGGAUGCAUGUGUUUCUGUUGACCACGGCUACAGUUCUGUCGACCGUGAAAGCUCAUUGGAAUAUCAUCCCAGGUGUAUUCCCAAAUCUCCACAUCAUGUGGGUCAGUCUCAAAUGCCAGGAUCAGUUCUGGAGGGGCCCUUCGCUAAAGAGUCAUAUCACAUGGUAGAUCCCAGGCAACAAACUUUGCAGAAUGGAAACAUGGGCCCUCAUACUUCUCCAAGAUAUCCAGUUCAAGGUGAACCUAAGCAAUUCUUUGAUUUUAGGAAAACCUCAGAUGAUUUUCAAGGGCAAAUACCUACCCUGAACGGACUCUCGUUGACUUCUAACUCGGACGGUUAUCAGGGUAAUUUGCAGAAUGGCUAUCCUGACAAAUCGCCAACUCAGAGUUACUCUGCCCGAUGUGCUCCUUUCCGUUAUUCAUAUUCUGGGGAGGCUGUAGAUGAAACACAGAGGCAAGAUCCAUUCACUACUAAUGGACCCCCACUGACACCCAACACUCAUAGUGGUCCAACAAGCCCUAGACCGCCACCGGUCAUUCGGAAACAUUCCUCAUUUACGAGACAGAACGCCAUCGAGGAGGAAGUAGAUGAUCAUGAUGAGCUCAAUGAUUCUGGGUUUGGGUCCAUGUGCAGAAAAGCCAGCUAUGAAAAGCCAAGGAGAAGCCGCUCCAGGGAUGUGAGCGAUGCUCCCAAUGAAGAAGUCAACAACAAUCUGGCCCCUAGGAAGCUGCAGAGAUCGCAGUCAAGUCAGGAGAGGACUGACAAUGAACUCGCCCAGUUCCAUGCAGAGAAACGUCGGUGUUCAUCAGAACAGUUGCAACGGAGCAAUGGGAGCAGUGGAUAUCAUUCUGGUAAUGGUUACCAGGGAGAUCUUGCCAGAUCCUUGAUAGCCAAGUUUGUUGAUCUAGCAAAAGGAACAUCUGCUAAGUCAGCAACAUCCACAGAACAUUCACCUACAUCAUCAGAGUAUGAUGACACAGAGGUAUUCAUCGGUGGAUUAAGAGAUAGACUCAAUUCAUGUAAGUCAGACAGAUGGGUAGCUGAUGAGGUUCAUAAGGAGAUUUUGUCUGAUCCAAGCCUUACAAUGAAACACGAUCUCACCGGUGAGGAAUAUCGUCAGCAGAAGGAACUGAUAUUAUUGGAGGUUUUCCGGUAUGACUUGCAACCUUCCGAACCUACCUCACCUGUGCUCUUCAAUGGCAACCUGCCAUCUUCACCACAAAAUGACAAGAUUGUGAUGGAUCUGCCUGAAAGAUCCUCUGAGCUAGAGAUUAGUCCUGAUGGAUCAAGUCAAUCUCAACAUGAUAUUGCAGUCCUAAUCCGGGCUCCGAGAGAUGCUCCUGAUCAUGCAGCCCUUGAUGAAGAAACAAAGAAUAACCUACAGACAAUCCUUGAGGAGAGCGCAUACUGUGAGGAAAUGAGACACAACACUUGCCCCCAAUGCCCAAAGACAAAAUUUCAUGUGGAAUUUUUUAAGGAGUGCUAUCGGAAUGGAACGCUUGACCGGUGUGACCACUGCAAGGAGAUGGUCAAAGCAUACUGGAAUCAUAGCGAGAGCUGCACGUCAGACCGAUGUGUGCUGCCAUUUUGUGGCUUCAUCAAGGAUCUAUACAGUGAGACGGGGCUUCUUCAUGACCUUGAUAUGCGUCGCUGGGAGGAUGUGUUAGGAUGUUUGAUGAGAAAGAAAGAAUUGGAGGUUUUAGAAAGACUUCAUGAACUGGAAGAGUUGCAUCGUCCUACUGAUGACGGAGUGGAAUUAUGGAGUUUUGAUGCAAACGCAGAAAGUUUCUUGAGGAGGGGCCAGCCUUUCGCUCAACUGACAACAGAGGGCAGACUUUGCAAAUUUGGGCACUUUACUCCCAUCCAUUGCAAAGCCAAGAAGCGGGAGCACGAGAUCAGUAUUGUCAUUAAAAAGGUUCGAUGGUGUUCAAAUUUGACAUCUACUCUCCCGAAACUCCACUCUAAGAGUUCACCAAGCCUCAAAGAUAUCAUCUCAACAUGUCUGUGGCACAAGAAAUUGAAAGGAGAUAAGCUUCUCAUUUGCUCAACCUACCUCUCCGAAAAAAGUCUGUCAUCCUCUCUGAACUCUCUCGGGGGCACUCUUGAAAAAUACUGGAUGGAAGCAUGUAAAGCCGCUGUUAAGCUCCAUGAGUCAAACAUACUCUACCUCAACUGGAAAGUGGAUCAUUUGGUCGUGACCCCUGAUCGUGUGAAGCUCUGUAACUUUGACUAUGCUGUAGACAUUUCAUGUAGCUCAUCUUAUGGGGAACUGAGAGGGUCCCUCUGUGAAGACUGGAGAGGAACGGAUGUUCCGGAGCGUGUGAGAAAGGGGCUGGAUCCUCGAAUAGCGCCUCCUGAGGUGCUAGAUGGAAGAGGAUUGACUGUGAAGUCAGAUACAUGGGGUCUGGGAUGCCUCCUAUAUCAGCUAUACAAUGAUGGAUGCCUCCCAUAUCGUAAUCUCAGUCACCUGAGCGAUGAUGCCAUCAGGGAGGAGAGACUGAGGGUGAAGGAAGAAUAUUCUGAGCUGGUCAAAGAUUCACCUAAGACCAGAUUAUUGUCGGAGCUAUGCUGGAAGCACGAUCCGAUGGAACGAAAAUUACCAGGACAAUUAGAAAAAUGCCUUCAAGCCUACAAUGACUUUGAUCUACAUCAGCAAUGUAAUGAUAUCAUGAUACAGAUUAAUGGUAAUUAACUUGUGGAAAUGAUGGCAAUCAUGAAUAGUUUAUUAAAUUCUUAUGUCUGUGGCAUAAGAUUAUGUUCAGAUGGAUACAUAAAGAAUCGUGAUAUGGUUCCGUGGUACCCUUGUCCGUGAUUUGGUAAUAUUGACUUGGCAACACUGUGAAGCAGGAGCUCUAUGGCAAAACAUACAGUCAACAGAUGAAUUCAUGAAAAAUUCAUGAUAAAAGAAUCACUGAUUGCUUCAAAAAGAUAUAGAAAUUAGCAAGCGAUUUGAAGAGCGUUUCAUCUCCAUUUGUCAUCAAAGUUGUCAGACAUGACAACUUUCCAUGGUUUGAUUUGCUUAGAAGCACUGUUACUAUGACGACUGUAGGACAAAACAGACUUUGUCGGGUAAAAUGUCCAAAGUGUAAUUUCACGAAAUGUACCCAGAUUUUCCAGGUUUUUUUCUUAGAAUAAGAUGAUUAAUGUGUCCACGUGUGCAUACACAGUGUGUUUCUUUUGAGAAUCUUGAAUCAGUACUUGAAGGAUGAUGAUGAUCCACAGUAUUUAUAUUACGCCAUGUUUCUGAUAAAAAACAUCAAUA
Molecule: messenger RNA, 3800 nt
Organism: Lytechinus variegatus (green sea urchin)
Lineage: Eukaryota; Metazoa; Echinodermata; Echinoidea; Temnopleuroida; Toxopneustidae
Exons: 14
Coding region: 417-3230 (937 amino acids)
Biological process (GO): protein phosphorylation
Molecular function (GO): ATP binding; protein kinase activity
Source: RefSeq, a predicted model, not a curated record